Molecule: messenger RNA, 1446 nt
Organism: Cyprinodon variegatus (sheepshead minnow)
Lineage: Eukaryota; Metazoa; Chordata; Actinopteri; Cyprinodontiformes; Cyprinodontidae
Gene: ric3a
Product: protein RIC-3-like
Exons: 6
Coding region: 1-1446 (481 amino acids)
Biological process (GO): synaptic transmission, cholinergic; protein localization to cell surface
Cellular component (GO): neuron projection; neuronal cell body; intracellular membrane-bounded organelle
Source: RefSeq, a predicted model, not a curated record
AUGACCAUUACAACUUUUCAGAAGGUUACCCUAAUUUCAUGCUCUGUUCUUUGUGUGUCUCUCUUCCUCCCCAGGAUUCUUUUACCUAGAGCGAAAAAUGAGAGGGGGCAGUCUGAGGUUGGACCUGGGUUUUACCCUUCAAGGCGGCACCAAUUAUCAGUUUCUGAUGACCCAGAGCUGUGGGAACUGGAUCCUUCUCGCUCCCUCACACACAGUCUUGAAGCCAUGGCUAAAGUGAAAAGCAUUGGGCGGGGCAAGAAAUACAACCUAAUGGCUCAAGUCAUACCCAUAUAUGGUUUUGGGAUUCUGCUUUACAUCUUUUAUAUAAUGUAUAAGCUAACCUGUAAGGGAAGGAUCAAUAAAUCUCAAAACUAUUCUACAGAGAGGACAAUAAACAAGUCAAAUACAAAUGCCACUGAACAUGAACUUGCUAGGCUUCAGGAGAAACUUUUGCAAACAGAGAUGAUGUUAGAGAGAAUUGUCUCAGGCAGAACUCAUCAUUCUUCAAGUGGCAGAAGGCGGAAGAGUAAAACUUCAGUAUCAAAGAAGGAGGAAAAACUCCUGAGGCAACUGCGACAAAUCACACUACUGAUCGAAGAGGGUCGCCUUGAGGGAGUCUCUCCUGAGAUGGAGGCAGAGGAGGUCCCCUACAGUGCAGAUUGGGAAGGGUAUCCCGAGGAGACUUUCCCAGUGUAUGUUGACCCUUGUGAUAGACAUAAGUAUGAGACCAUCAAGCUGGAGGAUUACCCCUGCCAGCCCACUGCUGAAGCCCUUGCAGAGAGCAUGGUGCAGGAAGAUGAAGAGAUCCUGGCCAGGAAACUCUCCAUUGUGCAUGAAGAAGAUGAGGAGGAACCAGAAAAUGAAGAUAAAAAACAUAAUUUACAUAAAGAAGAGGAGGAUGAUGAAGAAACUGAGGAAUUAGAGGAAGAAGUGGAGAUAACAGAAGAAGACAACAAGCAUGAAUAUGUGCAGGAGGAGGAUGAGGAACAAGAGGAAGCUGAGAAAAAACGAUUGCUCGGUCCUGCUACUUCUGUCUUUGGGAGAAAGCAGGAAAAAAUUGGUUUUGAGGUGAUGAAAGAGCUGAACCUCAACAGUAGAGGAAAGAAGCAAAUAACCUUCAGCAACAAGAAACAUGUGUUCCACUACCCCAAAGAGGAUACCUACGAGGAAUACGAAACAGAAGAUGGGAUGGAGCAGGAGGAUGAGGAGGGGACAGACGCAGAAGAGGAAACUGAUGAUGAUGAUGAUGAUGAUCCUCUGAUGGAGGCAGAAAGUUUGCAGUUUAGUUGCGAAGGCUCUUCAAAUUUAGAAGAACAAGCUGAGGAAGUCAACGAAGAGUAUUUGCUUACUUUAUCACUAGUGAAAGAUGAAGCUAAGAUACAUGCCGACGGCUCCAAAGAUGUUGGACGGAAUGGCCUGAGGAUGCGAAACCGAAGAGAAAGAUAA